This is a messenger RNA of Cylicocyclus nassatus, 1356 nucleotides long. Lineage: Eukaryota; Metazoa; Nematoda; Chromadorea; Rhabditida; Strongylidae. The record is from the annotation of a GenBank genome assembly.
AUGGACAAAUUCACGGAAGAAGAGCGCAGAUUUAUGGAGGAAAAUCUGAGGCAAGAAUUCGCACGGAAGAUAAGAAUGGUCGAAAGCUCACCGGCUCGUCCCACGGAAAGCAUCGUCCGGCAGAAACUCAAAUUUUACGCGGACAAAUGCUAUGAGUUCGAAAGUCUACACAAGCACGCCAAAGCACGAUUCGUUUCUCUAAUGAUGGACAGCAUUGUGCACAACCUGUUAGGUCUUUACGACCUCCUCUUGAAAGAAGAAAAGGCAGCGGUAGAAGAAGCAGAAUGCGAAUUCAAACGGAACACAGCCGCAGAAGACAAAACUCUUCGUGAGAUGAGAAACGCCUUUAUGGAUUUGCAGGACGACGUCAAAAAGCAGCAGCACGAAACACGGGAGUGGAUGCAAGCCAUGCAUCAGCACUUCGAAGGACUGGUCACCCGCGAAAUGAAAGACGGAUUUCGCUCACUUCGCGAAGAGGUCAAGAGGCAACAGGAAAGCACAAUGCACCAGAUAGAAAACAUUACAGCACAGUUACAAAACCUUUCUGGCCAAGUCAGCGAGGAGGCUGAAAGUCGGAAGCAUGAGCUCAAAUCACAGAGUAACAGCAUCAGAAGCUGGCUGGACAAGAUGGAGUCCUCCAUUAGCAGCACGAUGUCCACCAACGAAGAUCCGCACAAGAGGCACCAAGAUAAAGGACAACACCAUGCCCAGCAAGGAGAAGAAGAAGACCGCACGUCACAUUCUGGUUGCACGAGAACAGGUUCCAAGAGACGGCACGAAAGUCCCGUAUCAGAGUUUGACCGGCAACAAGCCAACCUUCAGAGACUCCUGGAUCAGAGCGAAAGGGAGGUAAGUGACGUAGAACACUUCUUAUCCAACUGCGGAGGAAUCGAAAGACGCUUCGGAGAUCGAGAAAUGAAGGACAACGAAUCACUCCUUAUGUGCGUCUGCAAGGUGUUUGGAAAGCACUAUUCUGAUGCAUGCCCAAGGAUAAGAAGUGUGGCCGAAAGACUGGAAAUCCUGCGCGAGGAAGGUCGAUGUCUAAACUGUAUCGAACUGCAUGACGCGUUAAGCUGCAGGAAACGCCCAAUCUGCUUCUACUGCAAGAGAGCUGACCCAUCGGCGCCACCAUCAGAGCACCGUGAGCACCACGCAAGCAUCUGCACAAAGCCCGAGGAGUACACCCGGAAGGUUCAGCUAAGGAAGGAUCUCCUAAGAAGAAUCGACAGGUGCAAAGAGGAGCUCAUGAACUCUUGGAGACGCAGCGCAUCAGCACGAGCACAAGAAGAGAAGCGGACACCAGAUUACCAGUCACGGCCUACUACACCGCGAGGUCCCCCCGACUUCUAUUGCUGA